AUAAGUGAUGCAAAAUAUUAUUAAAUGAUAAUAUUUAUUAAAUUAUAAGGACAAUGCAAGUAACAUGGAAAGGACAGUGGAAGUCGAUAUAUUUUAUGUUUCUUAGCAUAGUGUCCAUUAAUUUAAAGUAUUCUGUGGCAUCAAAUAACACAGCAAUUUUAUUAAAUUCACAAAUUCAAAACUCCAGUAAUUUAUCAGAUCAUACAGAUUUAAAUAUUUUACUAAAUCAAAUCGUUAAAACCAAGAAUCCUACAAUAAGACGUAUUAAAAGAAAUAUUGGUCCACCUCGAAACUUAACAGGCUUCGUUUUUUGGGAUGAUAGUUUAAAUAUUUUUCGGUUAAAAUUAACUUGGCUGCCACCUGAAAACAUGUUGAAAUCAUACGGAUAUAAUUUAACAUAUUUCUGUGAUCCAAGACCCUGUAAAUCUGGAUACAAUAGUGAAGCCGAUUUAUUACAUAAAGACAUAAAAUCAAUAACAAUACCCACAUCAGAAGAGAAAGAUUUUAUUUCUUUAAAUUCUACAAUACAUAUUGUAUUAACAAGUUUACCAAAUAGUUCAAAAGAAAAUAAUUCAAUUACAUUUAUUUACAACGUACCUGAUUGUGUCGACAACCGAUGUUAUUGUGGGCAUAUGAAUAAUUUACCAAAACCAAAAAUUCAAGCUGUUUUUACUCACAACGGAAAAGUAAAUGUCUCUUGGUCAACACCAUACAAAAUUCUAGAAAAAAAUGAUUCACGGUAUCAUACAAUACAUGUAUAUAUGAGUGUAAUUAUAUUCUGUACAAUUAUUUUAAUUCGUCAAAAAGUUAAAACAUGGCUUAAAUAUGUCUGCAUAGAGAAAUCUCAUAAUAAUAAAAGAUCGUCCACUGAUUUUAAUACAUCCAAUGAAGGAUAUUUUCGACUAACAAAGUUAAAUAGUUCAACAAUACCUUUGAAAAAGAGUGAGGUAUACGUUGAUCACAAGAAUGAAGACUGUUGUGAAAUAGCAUUUACCAGACUUACGUUUCAAAAUCAGAUUGGACGAGGUGAAUUUGGAUUAGUUCAUCGUGCGUAUCUUAAUAGCUCCGAAUCAAAUAAGGAAAGAUUAACUGUGGCAGUUAAAACUUUAAAAGAGCAUGCAACUCCAGAUGAAAUGAAUGAUUUCAUUAAAGAAAUAACAAUGUUUAAAUAUUUAGGAUAUCAUCCAAAUAUUGUGAAAUUAAUCGGAUAUUGUACAACGCAACAACCAUUAUGUAUGAUUAUGGAAUAUUUAGCAAAUGGAGAUUUAGCAACGUAUUUAAGAAAAUUAAAAGAAAAUUGGCGUAAUGCACAAAAUAAAUUUCCUUUACGAUUUCAGACAAAUAAAAUCAAUCAUUUUAAUUUUAGCAAUACUGAUAUUGAUAAAAUUGCUAAAUAUUCGACUGGAUCUAUCUCUUCAACAUUCACAUUUGAUUCGACUAUUACGACAAGUAUGGCAACAAGCCGAAGUGGGCGCCCAUCAGCAACUGAAACUGAGUAUAUUUUACUAAGCAGUGAUGGCAGUCUAUUGACAACUCCAAAUUCAGCCACUGAAAGUCCAAUCAUAAUUGAAAAUAUUGUUAAUUCAAUAGAACUCCAAAAAUUUGCAUCGCAAAUAGCCCUAGGAAUGGCGUAUUUAGAAGAAAAAAAUAUUACUCAUAGAGAUUUAGCGGCACGUAAUAUUUUAAUCGAUGACAACAAAAAUCUAAAAAUAAGUGAUUUUGGUUUAUCACGAAGUGGUACUUACAUAUGUACAAAAAGUAAAUUACCUUAUCGAUGGCUCAGCAUUGAAGCACUAAAAGAUCAAAUAUUUACAAAUAAGAGUGAUGUUUGGUCAUUUGGCAUUGUUCUUUGGGAAAUUGGAACUCUUGGUGAUUUUCCAUAUUCAUCUUUGGACAAUUACAUGCAAAUACUUAAAUAUUUAAGUGAUGGUAACCGUCUAGAAAAACCGAAUAGUUUAAGUGAUGACAUUUAUAAUUUGAUGUUGAGGUGUUGGGCUGAAAACCCAGAUAAUCGUCCAACGUUUGCUGAAAUUACAGAUGAUCUAAAUGCGAUGAGUGAUAAAAAAUUGUAUAUAACAUUUGAUUCGUUAAAAUUAGAUUAUUUUUUAGAAUACAGUCAAGUGUAA
Molecule: messenger RNA, 2126 nt
Organism: Chrysoperla carnea
Lineage: Eukaryota; Metazoa; Arthropoda; Insecta; Neuroptera; Chrysopidae
Product: receptor-type tyrosine-protein kinase FLT3-like
Exons: 15
Coding region: 54-2126 (690 amino acids)
Biological process (GO): multicellular organism development; positive regulation of kinase activity; cell surface receptor protein tyrosine kinase signaling pathway
Cellular component (GO): signaling receptor complex
Molecular function (GO): transmembrane receptor protein tyrosine kinase activity; ATP binding
Source: RefSeq, a predicted model, not a curated record